This is a messenger RNA of Echinostoma caproni, 516 nucleotides long. The record is from the annotation of a GenBank genome assembly. NCBI's taxonomy places the organism in Eukaryota, Metazoa, Platyhelminthes, Trematoda, Plagiorchiida, Echinostomatidae.
AUGAGUCGCGACGAUCGAUUGGUAAUCCCACCGCCACUACAGAAGACGGUACUGGAAGAAUUGCGUAAAGGACAUGUGGGAGUGGAGAAGAUGGAAUCAUUGGCUCCGCAGAUGUGUUGGUGGCCGGAGUUGGACGCAGACUUUUACGUAACAGCCAAGAACUCGACAGAGAAUCUAGUCAAAACUGUCAAGAGUGCAAUUGCGUCUGCCAAUCCUAAAAGGCUACAUGAGUUGGAAACGUUGUUGGAUAACUUCCUACUCCAAUACCGAAACGCAACACAUUCAAUCACCAAGGAGAGCCCGGCAAUGCUUUUUAAAUCCAGACGCUUGCGAUCCUCCCUACAGCGCGUCGACUCCAGUGACGUCGUAUACUUCCGUGGUAAUGAUUUACGACCCGCCAUCUGUAUAGUCACACGACAACUGGAUCAAGCCAUGGUGGAAAUUACCGGCUUGAAUGAUGCUACUGUGCACAAGCGACACGUGGACCAAAUCCACUUCAAACCAUCCACGGACUAG